AAAUCCGUAGAGACAGCACAACUGAAUUUACCGCCAUGAAGUUCCUGGUCGUACUAGUAGCAGUAGCAGCUUACGCCUCAGCUGCCCCGAGUGGCCUUUACGGUCUGACUGGCCUUCACGGAGUAGGACUCGCUGGGCCCGUAUUGGCCGGCGCAGCUGUUGCUGGGCCCCACGUAGGGGCCGCUGCAGUCGCUGGGCCCGUUGCGGGCGGAGCCCACGUGUCUGGAGCCGUUGCUGGGCCUGCCGUAAUUUCGGGCUCGGUCGCAGGGCCAUCCGCAGUGAUUGGGUCCGUUGCUGGGCCCACAUACGUCUCCGAACCUGGUCUUGGAUGGGGUGGAGUCGUUUCCGGAUAUGGCCUGGGUCUUGGACACGGUACCGUAGUAGCAGGACCUCACGCAGGUGCAGCUGCAGUCGUUGGUCCAGUUGCGGGACCUACAGUCGUUGCAGGACCUGACGGCGGUAUCAUCUCUACCCAUGGCUCCGGUCAUGGCUCCAUCCUCGCUGGUGUUCACGGUGCCCAUGGGAUCUGGUGAAGAGACCCAUAAACGACUCUGCGGUCCCUAACCGCUGCUCACCGUCCCUGACCAACUCUAUCUCACUCACACUGUACAACGGUCUGCUUGUACGGGGAAGAUAAAAAAGAAAUAAAUGAACUCUUGCCUGUAAUGCACAUUCUUUGAAAUAAAA
Molecule: messenger RNA, 687 nt
Organism: Cephus cinctus (wheat stem sawfly)
Lineage: Eukaryota; Metazoa; Arthropoda; Insecta; Hymenoptera; Cephidae
Product: dirigent protein 10
Exons: 3
Coding region: 36-533 (165 amino acids)
Source: RefSeq, a predicted model, not a curated record